Trypanosoma grayi is the source of this 585-nucleotide messenger RNA. RefSeq lists its product as hypothetical. The record is from RefSeq and is a predicted model, not a curated record. The coding region runs from base 1 to 585 and encodes 194 amino acids. The transcript has a single exon. Lineage: Eukaryota; Euglenozoa; Kinetoplastea; Trypanosomatida; Trypanosomatidae.
AUGAAGCUAGUAAAGUUCAUCAGCUGUGACGCUCCGGCCGUUGCCGCCACUGCAAUUCAGGUGUCGGUGGAUGAGCAGCGGGUUCGCGUCUUUCCUAAUCGGAACAGCGGCAAUGACCGUAGUAAACAGGCAGUGAAGAGCUGGCGGCUGCACUCUGCCACCCCAUCGACAUCAGGUUGCUACUGGCUGCUGAACGAUGACAACACUCCCAUUGGGCCAAUUGAUGAGGUGUUGUUGGCUAGCCGUGACAACGAGAGCAACAGCGCCGGCGUGAGUGUGCCUAACGGGGUCGAGGAGAGUCACAUUGACGGUGUGGACCUCCGUAGCAAGAUGGGCAAACAGCUGCAGCGCACCCGCGAAGAGUACGGCCAGACGUUUAAAACAGCUGCGAAGAAUGCGGCACUUCUGAUGGACGCAGAGCGACUCCACACUGGACGGGAGGAAAAGAAACGAGAGGAGCGGAAGCGUGUGGUAGAGGCGAUUGAAAACGGCGAGGAGCCGGUUCGAGCGACACGUGUAAAGGCCGAGGGAGGCAAGAAAGGCGGUAGUGAAGUGACAGCAAAGAGCACUUCAAAGAGGCGCUGA